CAUGGCUGCUGUGCGCCUGUUGCAGAGGAGCCCGGUUGCCGUGGCUCGAACCGUCUGCAGAGGGUCGAGAAGUACGUCCUCCAACCGGGGCGCUCUAGAGAAGCCUCCGACGGUGAAGGAUCUCCCCCGCGUCGGCGUUUUGGAGCUGCUCUACCGGAUGGUCUUUCAGGGCUUCUACAGCCGGGCGCAUGAGCUUCAGCUAUACGAGAAGCAGCUCUACGGGUCCAUCUACAGAGACGGCAUGAAGAACGUGUCCCUGACCAGCCCCAAGCUGCUGGAACAAGUCUUGAGGAGCGACGAAAAGUUCCCUUGCAGAGGAGACAUGUCCUUUUGGAAGGAUUAUCGUGACAUGAAAGGGUUCGGCUACGGACCUUUCACAGUAGAAGGGGAGAGCUGGUACAAGCUGAGGACGGUCUUGAACAAGCGCAUGAUGCUUCCCAAAGAUUCGGCCCGAUAUUGUGGAAUUCUCAACACCGUGGUUGCCGACUUCAUGGUCAGGCUCAUCUAUGUGCGCCGCUGCAGCCCCACCGGGGAUUUGGUGAUGGAUUUGGCCAAUGAGUUCUAUCGUUUUUCACUUGAAGCCAUCGCUACGAUAUUGUUUGAGACCAGACUGGGCGCCCUGGAAAAGAACAUUCCGGCAGGUACGCAGCAGUUUAUUGACGCCAUCGGCAAGAUGUUUUCCAACAGUCUGGCCGUGGUGAUGUUGCCCAAGUGGAGCCGGAAUCUGCUUCCCUACUGGGGACGCUACAUCGAUGGAUGGGAGGGCAUCUUCAGCUUUGCUAAACCACUGAUUGACAAGAAGUUGGAGGACAUUCAACAGCGCAUAGAGCGCAACCAGAAUGUGGAGGGAGAGUACCUGACGUACUUGCUGUCAAACGCCGAGAUGGACACCAAAGACGUGUAUGGCAGCAUAGCUGAGCUUCUCUUAGCCGGAGUGGACACGAUCUCCAACACUCUGACGUGGACUUUGCACCUGCUGUCCCAGCACCCACAAAUCCAGGAGAAGCUCCAUAAAGAAGUGUCCGGGUUGAAAACAGCAGAUGGGACUCCGUCUGCAGGCGACUUUGCCCACUUACCGUAUUUGAGAGCCGUCAUCAAGGAAGCGCUGAGGAUGUAUCCAGUCAUUCCCUUCAACGCACGGGUCAUGAGUGAAAAGAGCAUCUGUGUUGGUGGAUAUCACUUUUCCAAAAAUACAGUUUUCACGUUUUGCCACUACGCCAUCAGUCACGAUGAGGAAACCUUCCCGGAGCCGUUCACCUUCAAGCCAGAACGAUGGCUCCGCGACGGCCGUGAGAGGCCUAACGCUUUCGGCUCCAUCCCGUUCGGCUUUGGCGUGAGAGGCUGCGUCGGGCGCAGGAUUGCAGAGCUGGAGAUGUAUCUGGUCGUAUUUCAAAUAAUCAGGAUGUUUGAGAUCAAACCAGACCCCAGCGUUGGAGAGGUGAAAUGCCUCAACCGCACCGUUCUCAUUCCAGACAGACUGAUCAGUCUCUAUUUUGUGGACAGAGGAUGCAAAAAGCCGGCCUAGAAAUUGACUUGUCUGAUGAAAAUACAGCAAAGUUUCAGAGGAAGGACGACCGAGCUGCAAUGAAGACAGAAAAACCGCCACCAAUUAAUUCCACCUCACCCCACAAAAAGCCGCCUUUAAUUAGACAGGACUUUGGCACCAUCUUGUGGCAUUUUAGAAAAGUUUCGAGUUUUUCAUAGAACAAUGGAGAGCUCACAAAAGAGCAAUUUGUAUAUCUCACUCCUCACCCACAUUACAUUGACAACUUCAUCGACGAAUCGAAUAGUACCCUAAUCCCAUUUUGAAACCUCAACACUGUCUUGAAAAUCCAAUCUACAAUCUAAAAACCGAAUUUGAAUUCCAAACUCCGACAGUACCCAUCUUGAAACUCCAGCUCAUGCCUAAAAGUGUAAUUUGGAACCUUCAGCGUCAAGACAAAGCAUACAUCAGAGUAAUUUAAAAUUUUGUUAGUAGUUGUUUGUAUAUAUCAACAUAUAUGUAACUUUUGUGUCGCUGUGAAGUUUAUUAAAAAGGUUUGUUAAGUCUCUGUAAAGUUGA
Molecule: messenger RNA, 2062 nt
Organism: Hippocampus comes (tiger tail seahorse)
Lineage: Eukaryota; Metazoa; Chordata; Actinopteri; Syngnathiformes; Syngnathidae
Gene: cyp27a1.1
Product: cytochrome P450, family 27, subfamily A, polypeptide 1.1
Exons: 9
Coding region: 2-1525 (507 amino acids)
Biological process (GO): C21-steroid hormone biosynthetic process; cellular response to peptide hormone stimulus; cortisol metabolic process
Cellular component (GO): mitochondrial inner membrane
Molecular function (GO): oxidoreductase activity, acting on paired donors, with incorporation or reduction of molecular oxygen; monooxygenase activity; iron ion binding
Source: RefSeq, a predicted model, not a curated record